UGGGGGGUGACGAAAAUAUUACAAGUCAAACACAAAAUCUAAAAUGAAAAUUAAAAGAAAAUCUGCAACAACCGUCUCAACAUGAAAAAGAAGUGCAACCGAAUCAAGUCAAAAGACAUUCAAACAACUAAAUAACAAACCUGUAUGAUUGCAACACAGCUGCAGCAACUUAAGAAGUGAAAACAAGGAAAACCACCACCAGUAAACAAAUUCGUAACAAAACAAAAAUAAACAAAUUUCCACAAGCAAAUGAAAAAGUCUGGUGCUGUUGUUACAACGGAAACCUUUGAGUGAAUCAAUAAUUUAUUUAUAAAACAUUUUUUGUUUGCUUGUAUGUAAAGAAAUUUCAUAAAUAUAUAUAAAACAAAUAGUUAAUUGUUGCAUAAAGAUAGAGGAAAAAAAAAACAUGAGAAUUCGCCACAGUGAGGGGAGUAGUAACUACAGUACUACUGAUACCAGCAGCAGUGAUGAAGAUGCUCAACUAAAAAAAUUACAUGCACGUAUGUGCGGUAUUGGUCAUCAGAAAUACAAUGACAUCGUUCCCAGACCCCGUGCUUCACCCGGAUAUUGGCUCUGUUGUCUUUUACCAUUAGCCUUAGUCGUUGGCCACUACACCACAAUCAGAAAUCAAACACAAUGUCCAGACAUGCCGGUAAACUACAAAAUAGUCACAAUUAUUUCGGUGGCUUUAUGUAUACAGACAAUAAGUUUCUUUGUAUAUCUCAAUCUACAAGCCAAAUUGUACAAAUGGUUGAUUGUGUUUAUACCUUUCAUUUGUGGCACCGGUAUAUUUAAAGUAUUUUUAAAUGAAUCAUGGACCUGGUCUCUGCUCUGGACUCUAGCUGCUACCAUAUUCUACCAAAGAUGUUACAUACUUGUCAUGCGCUAUAUGCCCAUGAGUUUUACAUAUGGCGAAGCUUCGAUAUUAGUGCAGGGUAUUUUACUGUUUGCAAUAAAUUGUAUGUUGAUAUUGAAUGGGUGGUUGUGUGAGAAUGCACAUCAUGUUUUUGGUGACUUAGCUAAUUUAAAUGUUAUUAUGAUGUUUGCAUUACUUUGGCUUUUGGUUGUUUGCAUUUUAUUGGCAGUUUUUAAAUGUUUACGUCAACCUUUAUUGUUUUAUCCAUUAAUGGCGAUUUUUGCUCUUGGUGCUACUUUAUCACCGGUGACGAAGCCAUUACCAAUAGUUUUUCUAUUCAAAUUUAUAUUCAGAGACUCUAAAAGGCUCUACAUCAUACUUUUCUAUUUGGGUUUGGUGGCAGCAACAAUAUUUGUUAUCAGUUGGCAGUUGCGUCGUAAUACCAAACAAGCUUCGACUCGUGUUCGAAAAAUGUUUCAUUUACUAGUGGUGCUAGUUUAUGUACCGGGCCUUCUAUAUGAAUGCGCAUUUCUUUAUAUUGCAUCGGGAGUGGCACUAGCUCUUAUGGCUAUAUUUGAUCUCUUAAGAAUAUUACGCAUGCCACCAUUUGCAAGCAUUUUAGAAAGUGCCUUCCAUUCGUUUGCCGAUGAAAAAGAUGCCGGCGUUAUAGCAUUUACGCCAUUUUGUUUGUUGAUCGGUUGCUCGAUGCCCAUGUGGAUUCUACCCUGUCCUUGUUAUCGAAAUGACUAUGGAUUGAAUCCAAAACUGUUGCCAUUAUUUUCUGGUAUUUUAACUGUCGGCUUUGGUGAUACAGCGGCCAGUGUGAUUGGUUCGAAAUUUGGCCACACUAAGUGGAGAAAUAGUUCCCGUACAUUUGAGGGUUCCCUAGCCUAUAUUGUAGCCAUAUUAACACCAGUUGUCUUAUUAUGUCUACUCGACUUGAUGGCCUUGACUUCAGUGCAAUCCUUAAUUUUAAUUUUAGCCACCAUUAUAACGUGUCUUGUAGAGGCCCGCACUGAUCAAGUAGAUAAUUUAGUGUUGCCUUUAGUAUUUUAUAUUAUUGUUAGUUUAGUUUGAGUUUAUUCUAACUAUGCCUAUUCAUUAAUUAGAAAAUGUAUGUAUUUAAAUUUACAUUCCUAUUUGCCGUGUAAUACAAGACUUUGUUAUUGUUAUGAGAUUGUCUUUAAAGACUUUAUUUUACAUUUUGUUAAUUUUUAUUUAUUUAAUAAAAGAAAAAUUCUAUAUUUAAAAAAAAAAACUAAA
Calliphora vicina (urban bluebottle blowfly) is the source of this 2119-nucleotide messenger RNA. It is a transcript of the gene Dolk, whose product is annotated as Dolichol kinase. Gene Ontology annotation, cellular component: endoplasmic reticulum membrane. The transcript has 5 exons. The record is from RefSeq and is a predicted model, not a curated record. Gene Ontology annotation, molecular function: dolichol kinase activity. Bases 407 to 1933 code for a protein of 508 amino acids. NCBI's taxonomy places the organism in Eukaryota, Metazoa, Arthropoda, Insecta, Diptera, Calliphoridae. Gene Ontology annotation, biological process: dolichyl monophosphate biosynthetic process.